This is a messenger RNA of Kuraishia capsulata CBS 1993, 1677 nucleotides long. RefSeq lists its product as uncharacterized. The record is from RefSeq and is a predicted model, not a curated record. Gene Ontology annotation, biological process: DNA-templated transcription. NCBI's taxonomy places the organism in Eukaryota, Fungi, Ascomycota, Pichiomycetes, Pichiales, Pichiaceae. Gene Ontology annotation, cellular component: nucleus. The transcript has a single exon. Bases 1 to 1677 code for a protein of 558 amino acids. Gene Ontology annotation, molecular function: zinc ion binding; DNA binding.
AUGAAAAAUUCGGAUACGGUGGAUGGGGUUGAUGGAACGCCGCUGGUCUUUCCAGACAUCCUCAAGGAUAAAGCCACCAUCUUACAAGCUGUUCGGGUAUUUUUUGAUUUGUAUGGGAAAAUUCCUUUUUUCUUCUUUAGACGCCACGAAUUUUAUAAGGACCUGGAAAACGGCAAGAUUGAGCAACCCGUUUCGAUGGCUAUAGUGACGGUCGUGGCCAGAUUCAUGCCUACUUUGUUUUCGAAGCACGAGGGGAACAUUGAAGCGAGCGAAUAUUAUGCUCAGAUUACCGAAAAGAUUCUCCUGUUUUCAAACACUCCCACGCUUUCAAAUAUUCAGGCUAGGCUGAUAUUCUGCUUCCAUCUGAUGGGACAUGGAAGAGAAUACAGCAGUUGGCUACAUCUGGGAACUGCUAUCCGAAUGGCUCAGAUUUUGCGACUUCAGAGUAUUGACGGCGAUGAGCAGGUGGUUAGUGGGUUGGGAUGGGGUGUUCUCAACUCCAGACAAAGCAAUAGUGUCAUUGAUGACCAUUCUAUAGACCUGGAAACGAAGAGAAGGACAUUCUGGUGUUGUUUUCUCCUGGACAGAAUACUCAGUAACGGCAGAGACCGGCCGGUUUCGAUUCCUGUCGAGUCUAUUCAUACAAACUUUCCGUGUUCUGAAACGGAAUUCCUAUAUCCCACGGGGAACCAUAUCAGUCGAAACUUCUCCUUCAAGACCAAGUCUGCCGGAUCGCUACUGGGACAACUCAUGCUGGUCAUUGAGAUAUUCGGAAGAAUAUUAGCUUGGCAGGGUCUUGGGGGUCGCAUGUUGGACAGAGUCGUUCCAUGGGAUCCUUCUAUGCCUGUUUCUGCAAUGGAUUCAGAUUUGGAGGAAUGGCACAAUAACCUGCCCUUCCACUACAAGUUUACCAAGGAAAAUUUGUUCUCGCAAGCCCAGCUGUCAGAAAGUCGACUGUGGGUGGUUACCAUGAUGUUUUAUUUCCAGGCAAAGUGUUAUUUGCAUCGUGAGUACUAUCCUUUCCUUCCUCCGCCUGGGUUUGAUCCUGCUAAUGGACCAGUGGAUGGCCCUGAGUUGGUUGUCCUAGAUACCUCUGAUGAUGUUCCGCUGAAGGCGAGAGAGUUCUGGAAAUAUUCAUCUGUUGCAGCUCUUGAGUCUGCCCACAAUAUAUCUGCUCUAUUUCAGUAUCUUGUGGUUAAUGACGAUCAACCCUACUGUCUCCCUUUCCUCGGCAUCUGCUUGCAGACGGCAGACACAAUUCAUUCCAUGUAUUCGCAUUUCACAUGGCCUGUAUGUGACGGAGAUCAUGACAAAGAAAAAAAACUUCUCAUGCGCGAUGUUGUAUCUAUGGUUAAAUUUGAGCAGUUCUGGCCAUUGGCUGCGUUGUGGCUGAGAGCCAUCAGAAAAUACUAUGCCGUUACUGGGGUGGCUGCUCGGAAAGACGGUGAUCCUUCAGUGUGGAUGAAUGGUUUUGUCAAAGACCAAACCAUGAACUUUAUCAGGGAGAUGAACAUAGAGCACCAUGACGAUCCUGUUCCAGAAGAUCUUGAUAUUUUUACGGAAAUCUCUAACCACUGGGGUAGGCUCAGCGCUGAUAUUCCUGAUGACGAUGACAAGAGUCUCCGCAUUAACUUUGCAAUCCAGAGGUCUCGGGCCAGUGACCAGAAUGAUCAUUAA